Phycodurus eques (leafy seadragon) is the source of this 2721-nucleotide messenger RNA. It is a transcript of the gene klhdc8a, whose product is annotated as kelch domain containing 8A. Gene Ontology annotation, molecular function: protein binding. NCBI's taxonomy places the organism in Eukaryota, Metazoa, Chordata, Actinopteri, Syngnathiformes, Syngnathidae. The record is from RefSeq and is a predicted model, not a curated record. Bases 323 to 1387 code for a protein of 354 amino acids. The transcript is spliced from 8 exons.
GCUGCGUGUGGAUGAGGUGGCCUCCCCUAGGCUCACCUGUUGUGUCCAGCCCGUCAGAAAGCUGUAAAUCCACUGGCACAUGGCAGGGCCCAAAUAUAAAGCAGUGAAUUCACCCUGGGGAGGAAGUCGGGAUUUGUCCUGUCCUAAUCCAACACUACCACCACUUACCGUCACGACUACUAUAAAGCUCCUCCACUGGGGUCUUCUCCUCAGUGUCGUAGCUCUGUUCCGUCACUUCAUUCCCUCAUCAAUCUCCUCUCCAAAUCUCCAUAACGCAGCAAAUUCUUCCUUACUGCUAACCUCUUUGUAAGUUGCUGAGGCCAUGGCGGUGCCUUCAACUCAUGAGUUUCACUGGCAGAGACUAGCACGACUGCCCAGUGGCCGUGUUUACCACACUCUAUCAGAGGUGGGAGGGCAGAUGUACAUGCUGGGGGGCUGUGAUGCUGCAGGGAGGCCAUGCCCCACCGUGGAACUGUACUCCCCAGAGGGGGACCGAUGGAUAUGCCUGCCCUCUAUGCCCACCCCACGAGCUGGAGCUGCUGUGACAGUCCUUGGAAAACAGAUCCUCGUGGUGGGAGGAGUGGGAGAAGACCAGAGACCAUUAAAGGUGGUAGAAAUGUAUAACACUGAGGAAGGGAGGUGGAGGAAGAGGAGUGCCCUGCGGGAAGCCCUUAUGGGUGUGUCCAUCACUGUAAAAGAUGGCCGUGCUCUUGCUGUGGGUGGAAUGGGUGCUGACUUGCUCCCUCGUAACAUCCUUCAACAGUAUGACUUUCGUAAGGAUGUGUGGGCUCUCCUUCCUCCCAUGCCAACCCCACGCUAUGAUGCCAACACACAUUUAUUUGACAACAAACUCUAUGUAGCAGGUGGUCGCCAGUGUAAGCGGCCUGUGAAGGCCUUUGAGAUGUAUGACACAGACACACGUGCAUGGACAACGCUUCCAAUGCUGUCAUGUAAGCGCUCAUAUGCAGGUGUGAUAUGGGACAAUGCUGGGAAGCUGUGUUUGCUGGGAGGUCUGCGCCAGGGAGGAGGGCAUCAGACCUCAAAGUUUGCCAAGAACGUCAACAUUUUUGACUGCAACCAAGGUACGUGGCUGAAGUCAGACGAGACAGUAUCCUUGAAGACAAAGAGAGCUGACUUUGUCGCCACUUUGCUGCGUGGCCGCAUGGUGGUAGCAGGUGGACUUGGUCAUGAGCCCUCUGCACUCGACACAGUGGAGGCUUUUCAUCCUUUGAAGAAAAAGUGGGAGCGAUUGGCUUCCAUGACGUUCCCCCGAUGCUCGGCCUCCUUCAUCGUCAUCAAAGAUCGCCUUUUAGUGGUUGGUGGAGUCAACCAGGUGCCCAGCUCGGCCCAUGAGAUUCUGUAUGUAAAAGAAGAGGAGUAUCUGUAGUCUCAUCCAGGAUGAAUGACGCACAUCAGCAGGAGUACCCUUUUUAGUCACAAUGUGCUGGAAUGGGAACCGUCUUCUUUUCAUGCAGCUUAUGAGACAACACUGCCCCCGGUUGGGCGUUAAUAAUACUGCAAUGCUCGUUGAGGCAUGUCAACAGUAAUGCAGAUGUCGCUUUUAUAUACAAAUUUAGCUUUCUGAGGAAGUUUUAGUAUCUAAUGGUUCUACAUUGUACGUUGUAGUGCACACGUUUUGUUGCUUAUUCCUAGUAAUGUGGGGAAUUGACAAUUUAUUACACCGCCACCAGGGCACGUUUCAUGCCACCUCCCUUAAAUUGACUGCAUUUUUUUAGGCUUUUGUAAUGGUUAAUACAUCAGUAUGUAGAAGCUCUUUAAUGAAACCAAUAAUAAUUAUUACUAUUGUUAUUAUUAUUCAUUCUUUCAUUCAUCUUCACUUAUCCUCACUAGGGUCGCGGGCGUGCUGGAGCCUAUCCCAGCUGACUCUGGGUGAGAGGCAGGGUACACCCUGAACUGGUCGCCAGCCUAUUGCAAGGCACAUAUAAACAAACAGCCGGGGUGUACCCCGCCUUCUGCCCGAAGAUAGCUGGGAUAGGCUCCAGCAGCCCACGACUCUAGUGAGGAUAAGGGAAAGAAAAUUGAUGGAUGGAUAUAAACAAACAAUCAUUCGCACUCACAUUCACACCUAUGGGCAAUUUAGAGUAUUUGAUUAACCUACAAUACAUGUUUUUGGGAUGUGGGAGGAAACCAGAGUACCCGGAGAACAUGCAAACUCCACACAGGGGAGGUAGGAUUUGAACCCGGGUCCUCAGAAUAUAAUUUUUAAUAUUAUUAUUAUUAUCAUCCAUCCAUCCAUUUUCCAUACUUUAUUCUUACAAGGGUCGCGGGCGUGCUGGAGCCUAUCGCAGCCAUCUUCGGGCGAGAGGCGGGGUACACCCUAAACUGAUCACCAGCCAAUCGCAGGGCACAUAUAAACAAACAACCAUUCGCGCGCACACAUUCACACUUAAGGGCAAUUUAAAGUUCUCAAUCAACCUACCUUGCAUGUUUUUGGGAUGUGGGAGGAAACCGGAGUACCUGGAGAAAACCCAUGCAGGCACGGGGAGAACAUGCACACUCCACACAGGCAGGGCCGGGAUUUGAACCCCAGUCAUCAGAACUGUGAGGCAGAUGUGCUAACCCGUCGUCCACCGUGCCUAUUAUUAUCAUUAUUAUCCAUCCAUCCAUUUUCUGAGCCACUUCUCCUCACUAGGGUCGCGGGCGUGCUGGAGCCUAUCCCAGCUGUCAUUGGGCAGGAGGCGGGGUAAACCCUGAACUGGU